Molecule: messenger RNA, 1635 nt
Organism: Cladocopium goreaui
Lineage: Eukaryota; Dinophyceae; Suessiales; Symbiodiniaceae
Source: the annotation of a GenBank genome assembly
AUGGUUUCCAAUCUCGAUGGCGGCGACCAGGAGUGUGUGGCUUUGAGUCCCUUGUGGAACAAGCUGGUGGACGCCGUGGCGCGCGACGUGGCGUGGCUCCACGCCACGCUGGAGCCGGCCGCCUCGGCGGAUCCCUUCACCGGGCGAUUGCUGCAGAUGUCCAAGGAGAUCUACCGCGAGGGUUUGAAGCAGCCCAUCAUGUUGGGCAUUCAUCGCUCCGAUUACAUGUUGCACGAGGGCUCCGAAAAUUCGGAGCCACGGUUUCUGCAAGUGGAGCUGAAUACCAUUGCCUCAUCCAUGGGAGCGCAUGCCCUGAACGUAGGCAAGUUGCACCGUUUCCUCCUCUCCCGUUUCGGCGGCGACGGCGACCGCGUGGCGCAGGCGCUGCAGAGCCACUUCGGCCUGGCCCCCAGCAGCGGCUGGUCGCAGCGGGACGUGCAACGGCACCUGCCGGAGAACGUCACGUUGCAGGCGAUCCCCGCGGCUUUGGCCAAGGCGCACCAGGCCUAUGGUGUGAAAGACGCCAAGGUGGUCUUUGUGGUCAACGAGGAUCUCAGGAACUUUGCCGACUGGUGUCAGUUGGAGUACGCCUUGUGGCAGACCCACGGCGUGCGCGUGGUGCAACGGACCCUGGCGCAGCUGAAGCAGCAGGCCACGAUGGAACAAGAUGGGACCCUUCGCCUGGACGGUAGCGAGGUGUCAGUGGUCUACUAUCGCGCAGGCUAUGGACCCGAGGACUACCCCACUGAGGUGCAGUGGGAUGCACGAGGCAUGCUGGAACGCUCCAAGGCCAUCAAGUGCCCUUCCGUGGAUUACCAGCUUGUGGGCGCCAAGAAGGUGCAGCAGGCCCUUGCCAGACCCGGAGCCGUGGAAAGAUUCCUCAGCUCCCGCGACAGCAGCAAGUUGCGCAGCUGUUUCGCCGGCCUCUGGGGCCUCGGUCCUCAAGAGGACGAUGAAGAGAUCAUCCGGACGGCCAUGGCCAGUCCGGAGCACUACGUCUUGAAGCCGCAGCGCGAGGGCGGCGGCCACAACUUCUAUGGUUCUGAUGUGGCCAAGAAGCUCAAGGAGCUGUCGCGAGAGGAUCGUGGCGCCUACAUCUUGAUGCAACGCAUCAUGCCUGGCUUGCAGCCUUCGGUCAUGACACGCCAAGGGCAACUGAAGGUGAUGAAUUGUUUGUCCGAGUUUGGCUUCUACUCCGUUUAUGUUGGGGAUGGAAGGAGAGUCUACUUCUCACGGCAUGCUGGACAUUUGGUGCGCACCAAAGCGCAAGGUGUCGAUGAGGGCGGUGUAGCUGCAGGUUAUGCGGUGAUCAGCAGGGCGCCCCGGCGCGCCAGCCGGGCCGCGGCCAGCAUGGCAAUGGCGCGGAUGGACACAGAGCGGCAAGAUGAGUCCUUAGACUUCCUUUCAGGAACCGUGCAGAAUCUGAAGAGGUUUGGUGGGGCCAUCUCUGAGGAACUUGAUAUUCAUAGCAAACUGCUGGGCGAAAUGGAGGACCAAACAGACGACUCCCGAGGUAGGAUAAAGCAACAACAGAAGAAGUUGGACGAGUUGAGUUCGGAGUCCACAAUGUGUGCGCUUUGGACCUGCAUUUGGGUCAUGGUCGUGGCUAUUUUCGUGCUUCUGGUUUUCUUCUGA